Messenger RNA from Indicator indicator, 2826 nucleotides. RefSeq names its product mitogen-activated protein kinase kinase kinase 14 (gene MAP3K14). Bases 1 to 2826 code for a protein of 941 amino acids. The record is from RefSeq and is a predicted model, not a curated record. Gene Ontology annotation, biological process: protein phosphorylation; positive regulation of canonical NF-kappaB signal transduction. NCBI's taxonomy places the organism in Eukaryota, Metazoa, Chordata, Aves, Piciformes, Indicatoridae. The transcript is spliced from 15 exons. Gene Ontology annotation, molecular function: protein serine/threonine kinase activity; ATP binding.
AUGGCUGUGAUGGGAAUUACCUGCCAGGGAGCUCCUGAUCCAGCCUUCAAGCAGAAGAAGGAGCUCACAGCUACCAAGGGGCUGAAUGAGACAGCAAGUGAAAAGCAGAGCAGUGUUUGCAAAGUGGAAGAUUCAAAGAAGGUCAUCUUCCACAGUCAGUGGAAAAUCCUCAAUGAUGUAAUCACCAAAGGAACAGCAAAAGAAGAAACAGAAGGAGGCUGUGCAUCAAUUUCUAUUAUUGCCCAAGCAGAAUGUGAGAACAGUCAGGAGUUCAGCCCUACCUUGUCAGAGAGAUCCUUCAUUGCUCACAGCAAGCGCUACAGCCGCUCAGACAGCCUUGACCAAAUCCCCAACAAUGUGGCCCACGCCACGGAGGGGAGGAUGGCACCGUGGAGAGGGAGGCACCGCGGCAGGACGAGGAAGAAACGGCACAAGAAAAGAUCCAAGCUGAAAAUACAGACAGUGGCUGCUGGCAGGAGAGCUCCCAGGACUCCAGAGCAAGAGAGCUGCACUCCAAUUCCUGUCCAGGAGGAUGAGUCCCACCAAAACAGUCUUUACAGAAACAGUUUUUGGGCUUCAGAACUUACCAAGGACUUGGUUUAUAAUCCACUGCCAUUUGAGAAAGCAGAGCAAGUGCUGUCCACACUCAAACCCCCUUCCCCCAGGAGCCAGUACAAAGCAGAACUGCACAAGCUGAUAAGCCCCAUCCAGUGCCUUAACCAUGUUUGGAAGCAGCAGUCCCAGAGGGACAGUGUCCCACAGCCUGAAACUCUCCAUCCUUUUCCCUACAACAUCAUACCCCCUCAUCUCCCACACCUGGACAGCCCUCUGCAUGCCAGGAAACACACUGCUCUGGAGACUUACUUCCAUGGUGACCUCAGCUCUCAGGACAGCCAACAUCGCUUCUCUGGCCUCAACUUAGAGUACAGCUUCCCCAAAUGUGCCACCCAGUCCAUCCCAACCAGCUCAGACAAGAUUUCUGUGGAAGAAUACUUGGUGGAUGCCUUGAAGGGGAGUGUGAGCCUUGGUGAGCCACAGAACUUAGCCAGCCUGGCCAAGACGUGGGGAGGAGGUGGCCUGGACCCGAAGGAACAGUUUGAUGAAGCAGAUGAAAAUGAGGGGGUGCUGCUAAAUGAGAAGCUAAAGCCAGUGGACUAUGAGUACCGAGAAGAGGUUCACUGGACCAAGUGCCACGGGUCUCUGGGCAUUGGCUCCUUUGGAGAAGUGUACAAAAUAGAGGACAAACAGACAGGAUUUCAGUGUGCUGCCAAGAAGGUACAAGUGGAGCACUUCCGUGCGGAGGAGCUGACGACCUGCGCUGCCUUAACGAGUCCCAGGGUUGUUCCAUUGUAUGGAGCUGUGAAGGAAGGACCUUGGGUGACCAUCUUCAUGAAGCUGAUGGAGGGUGGCUCAUUAGGACAACUAAUCAAACAGAGUGGCUGCCUGCCAGAGGACAGAGCCCUCAGUUACCUGGGCCAGGCACUGGAGGGCUUGGAGUAUCUUCAUGCUCAAAACAUCCUCCAUGGAGAUGUAAAAGCGGAGAACGUGCUGCUGUCUGACGAUGGAAGCAGAGCUCUGCUCUGUGACUUUGGUCACUCUGCUCACCUCCACCCUGAUGGCCUGGGGAAGUGCUUGGUCACAGGGAACUACGUGCCUGGCACAGAGACUCACAUGGCUCCAGAGGUGGUGAUGGGCAAACGCUGUGACUGCAAAGUGGACAUCUGGAGCAGCUGUUGCAUGAUGCUGCACAUGCUCAAUGGGUGCCACCCUUGGACCCAGUAUUACAAUCACCCCCUGUGUCUCAAGAUAGCUAAAGAGCCACCUCCUCUGAGGGAAAUUCCACCUUCCUGCAACCCCCUCACUGCUGAGAUUAUCAAAAUGGGUCUGGAGAAGGAGCCUGUGCAGAGAGCAUCAGCCUCAGAACUCAAAACCAAGACCAGUGUCGCUCUUGAAGAAGUGGGAGGUGUGACAAGCCCCUGGAAAGGUGAAUACAGAGAGCCCAGGCAUUUAUCUCUGCACAAAGAAAACAAUCCACAGACCUCCCUGUCCCCUCCAGUGAGCCCAGUUUCUGAGACUGCUUCUGACCCCAAACUGCCAGACAAAGUGUCCUGUGCCAGCCCAGUCCUACCACCACCAUCUCUGGAGCAAACAGAGGAGGUGGAGGAGACCCCUUGGAAUGUGUGCAAGGAGUUACCAGAGACCUGGGAUCCUCCACCUCUCUCCUCCACUCCUCUCCCCCUGAAGAACUGCAGCCAUGUGGAGAGAGCCACAACCAUUUCAGAGCAAGAGCUUCAGCAGCUGGAAAUAGAGCUGUUUCUGAACAGCCUCUCCCAGCCCUACUCUCUGGAGGAGCAGGAGCAGAUCCUGUCCUGCCUCAGCAUCGACAGCCCCUUCGUGUCGGAUGCCAGCGAGAGGAACUCCAUGAAGGCUUCUCAUAGCUUGAGGGACACGAUGAGCUCUGGGAUUCAUUCCUGGAGCAGCCAGGCAGAUGGGCAGAGCUUCAGCUGGAACAACCUGCGGAGCCGCGGGCGGCACACGGACACUCCCAGCUACUUCAACGGAGUGAAAAUCCAGAUCCAGUUGCUAAGUGGAGAAAAUUUACACAUCAGGGAUUUCCACAGGACAAAGGUGGGAGACAUUGCCACUGGGAUAAGCAGCCAGAUCCCAGUCCCUGCUUUCAGCCUGGUCACUAAGGAAGGGCAGCCAGUUCACUAUGACAUGGAGGUCCCUGACUCGGGGAUCGAGCUGCAGUGCACCCUCGCCCCUGACUGCAGCGUCAGCUGGAGCUGGCGAGUCAAGCACGGCCGGCUGGAGAACAGGCCCUGA